GGCUUUCGUAGGACAAUCACACUAAGUACGAAACAGAGUUACACCUGAUUUCCCACAAAAAAGACAUCCAUUCGACCAGCUCACACCCGAAGUAUCCAAGCGGGGAAGAAUGGGGCGCGACGACCCGGUGACGUAUGCUGGCUGGGUGUUCAAGGAGGGCAGUCUCGUGCGCUCGUGGAAGAAGCGCUUCCUCGUAUGCAAGCGUGCAGAGCUGGCCUACUACAAGAAUACGGACGAGGAGAACCAUGCGCAACUUUUGGGCGCUCUGACUGCUGCGCACAUCGAGCGCCUGCCGGACAUCACAAACGGGCUGCUGAUCCACGGUACAGAAGGACGUCAACUCAAGAUCUUCACAGACACUAAGCAGGAAUGUGAUCGCUGCUACGAGGCGAUUAUCAAAUAUUGCAGGAUGCAAAACCCCGGAGACGAUGCGCAGCAACGCGUGGGCUGGCUUGAGAAGGAAGGCCAGCACUUCCGCACUUGGAAGAAGCGCUACUUCGUGCUUAGUGGCACGCAGUUGACAUACUCAGCCACUAUGGGGGCUGAAAGAUUGGGCGGUGGUAGAGUUAUCGGAGCCAGAAGAGACCCCACUAGACCCUUCACAUUGGCUGUGACGUUCGAAGGAGGACGAGAGAUGCGAGUUGGCGGCAAGUCUGAAGUGGAUAUUGACGACUGGCACAAGGCACUACGACGUGGACUGCUGUAUGCCCAAGAGCAGCGGAAGAGCCAACAAGGACGACCCUCGCUUGACGAUGAUCCGAGAAACGUCAGGGAGAGGGAGUUUGCGAAACGACAGGCGAACGCGAGUGCCGCUAGUGCGACCAGCACCGAAGUGACGGACGAAGAGGCGAGUUCGCUGUUUGGUGCGGCUCCUAUUGGUGUGGAUGACGCUCCACCGUCCUAUGAGAGUAUUUCGGCGCACAAUGACGAACGUAAAACGGAGGCAGACAAGCCUGAGGACGGCGAGUUUAAAGAGAGCAACCCGCCGGAACUGUACGCUGCUAGCUCCUUCCGACGCCACAUUGUGGUGGAAACUAUGCCCGACAACACGGCCAGCUUCGUCGAGGUCGCGGAGGAGCGCGAGAGCGAGGACAAUAAUGAAAAACCGUACUCGCCCACGGCGCCGGGCACCAGCACGAUCCGCCGCAUGCGACUGGCUGAAAAGCUGUUGCAAGAAGAGCUGGAAGAAGAGCGUCGGGAAGCUAUGAUGAAGGAGAACACGAUACUCAUGCGCCCGCCCAGCAAGUCAGACGCUGAAAACCCCAAAGCUGCCUGCUGCUGCGUCGUCAUGUAGGACGAGUCGAGAAUUGAUGCGGGGUCAGCUCGCGAAUGCAUGGAAUAUAUAAACGCAAGUCUUCGUUCGUUGCUUCGUUGAUUGUUGUUGUGGCUGCUGCUCAGCAGCCUGGGACAGCGGCGCCGCAAAAGUGUAUAUACCGACGACGUGUAUACGUUGAAGCUGCCAUAGCAUAACAGCCGAUUCCUUUUUCAUAUCAUGAGGUGGCGUUUUCCUGAUAUUUGUGUUAAGAGCGACUGAACCCACCCAGGGUUUGUAUUGAUGUUUGUAAGCUAAUGUGAAGACCGAAUAUUUCGAAUGCUGGA
This is a messenger RNA of Phytophthora nicotianae INRA-310, 1599 nucleotides long. RefSeq lists its product as hypothetical. The coding region runs from base 110 to 1294 and encodes 394 amino acids. The record is from RefSeq and is a predicted model, not a curated record. NCBI's taxonomy places the organism in Eukaryota, Oomycota, Peronosporomycetes, Peronosporales, Peronosporaceae. The transcript has a single exon.